Molecule: messenger RNA, 2491 nt
Organism: Nothoprocta perdicaria
Lineage: Eukaryota; Metazoa; Chordata; Aves; Tinamiformes; Tinamidae
Gene: NAP1L4
Product: nucleosome assembly protein 1 like 4
Exons: 16
Coding region: 135-1259 (374 amino acids)
Biological process (GO): nucleosome assembly
Cellular component (GO): chromatin; nucleus
Molecular function (GO): histone binding; chromatin binding
Source: RefSeq, a predicted model, not a curated record
UCUUGAUUCUUUCUUAAGUUUUCCCUGCUGCUACCAUUUUCUGCACACGACACAAGUGUGUAGAGCAUCUGAGCCGGUUCCUGUGACAUCUGCUUACAAAACCUCCAUCCUAUAAGGUGGAUACAGGCAUACAGAUGGCAGAUAACAGUAAAGCAGAAGAUACUGCUACAGAUUCUGUGGAGGCUGCUAAAAAUGCAGGUGACAAAAAAGAAAAGCUAGCAGACCAAGUGAUGCAAAACCCACAGGUCUUGGCAGCUCUGCAGGAACGACUUGACAAUACAGCGCUCACUCCUUCAAGUUACAUUGAAACUUUACCAAAAGCAGUGAAAAGACGAAUUGAUGCCUUGAAGCAGCUGCAGGUGAAGUGUGCCCAUAUAGAAGCAAAAUUCUAUGAAGAAGUACAUGAUCUAGAGAGAAAAUAUGCAGCACUCUAUCAACCUCUUUUUGAUAAGAGGAGAGAGUUUAUUAAUGGAGAAGCUGAACCUACAGAUGCAGAGUCAGAGUGGCACAGUGAAAAUGAGGAGGAAGAAAAACUAGCUGGAGACCUGAAAAAUGUAGUGGUACUAGAAGAAAAGGCAGAAGCAGAAGAGACAAAUCUCAAAGGAAUUCCAGACUUCUGGUUUACAAUCUUUAGAAAUGUAGAUAUGCUAAGUGAAUUAGUACAAGAAUAUGAUGAACCAAUCUUGAAACACCUGSAGGAUAUUAAAGUGAAGUUUUCUGAACCUGGACAGCCUAUGUCUUUCUCAUUAGAGUUCCACUUUGGGCCCAAUGACUACUUUUCUAAUUCAAUCCUGACAAAAACCUACAAGAUGAAGUCAGAGCCAGACAAGACAGAUCCUUUUUCAUUUGAAGGACCUGAAAUAGUUGACUGUGAGGGGUGUACUAUUGACUGGAAGAAAGGAAAAAAUGUUACAGUUAAAACAAUCAAGAAGAAACAGAAACACAAGGGUCGAGGCACAGUUCGGACAAUUACUAAACAAGUUCCUAACGAUUCUUUUUUUAACUUCUUCAACCCAAUAAAGGUGUCUGGCGAUGGAGAGUCAUUGGAUGAAGAUUCAGAGUUCACCCUAGCAGCAGAUUUUGAAAUUGGUCACUUCUUUCGUGAAAGGAUAGUUCCUCGUGCUGUGCUUUAUUUCACUGGGGAAGCUAUAGAAGAUGAUGAUAACUUUGAAGAGGGUGAAGAAGGUGAAGAGGAGGAGCUGGAGGGGGAAGAGGAGGGUGAGGAAGAAGAUGAUGCAGAGAGUGAUCCGAAGGUGUAAUUUAAGUCUGUUUAUCAUUCAUACAUUUCUAGAAAGAUUCCAGCCAACCUGCUGAAUGCAAACAACAGUAAUAAGGAAAUACCACUUCAAAGUGAUAUUUGAACAACUUGUAACAAAUAUUUGGAUACCUGGCCUGCAGUUCAGGAUAUUCCAUCGCUGCAGCACAAUCUUAUUAACAAUGCUUAAAAUUAAUUUGUUUUAAAAAUGCAUGAUUUUCACUAACUCUUCUUUUUUGCUUAACAUGUACAGUGGCAACUUCAAUGCAUUUGGGAAACAUGAGGUUUAAAUAAAGCACACUCUACAGCCGUUGGUACACUGUAGCUAAGUAUGUCAGUAGGCCUUUAGAGCCUUGUGCCCUGUGUGUAGGGGAAAUAGUCCAGACUACCAAGUGAAGAUUAUCCAUUUUCUUGUUCAACAUUGACAAUUGUGGAAUAGCACAUGUGCCGAGAAGCUAAAGUAAAUGGAUUACUACAUGUAUGGUAGCUGAAACAGAUAGAGCAAUAUGACUUUUUUUGCUAGUUCCCCCCUCCUUUUUUAAUGUUCUUGCAACCUACAAAUUCAACUAGUGCUUGAGCAGCUUUAAAUGUCAUAUUUAUUAUCUCAGUAAAACCAAUUGAAUUGAAGUAAACUUUACUUCACUGAAGGGGGUGUCAUAUUUGAGACUUAGUUGUUCAUCUUUCUAUUUAUUUAUUCAUGUUUGUAAGUACUUUGACAGAAUUAGUGCUUUUUAAUAGUUUUUAAUAUACUUGAAAAUAUUCUUCCUGUUUUGCAUAAAAUAUGGGUACUUGUAAAACACAAAUUUGACUUGGUCUCAAUGUAGUAGUCUAGACAGAAGAAUUGAACUUGCAUCAAAAUGACAUCUCUUCUGGAUGAAGAUCAAAAUCUAAAGGCCAAACUGUUGCUGUUGAUGGAAGUGGGUUGCAGCCAAAGAACCAGAAAAUUUCCAGUAGUCUUAUUGCUUAGUGUCCAGCAUGGAARGACCUUUCACUAUGAACACAAAUUUAACAAAAUUCAGCUCAAUAAAUCUGAAGUUUUGGUGUCUUAUUUGCAACACUGGAAUUAUUCCCUUCCACAAUUUUUGUUUUUAAAGCUCUGAAGUCUUCAGAACUACCUUCUUGUCCUUGUGAGGCACUUCAGGUACACGUUUCUAGUCUCCGCAUCCAUUGCCAACCUCGGGCAGCAGUUGAAUAGCAGCUGUAUCAACACUGUGACCAGGCAUGUAGAGUGCUCCA